AGGGCACGGAAAAGAGAGAGAAGUUGCAGUAUGCUGCCAUCUGUCGGAAGUAUCUGCCACUAUCUGUUCACCAGAUCUUUCUGGGGUCUUUACUUCUAACACAUGCUCACUUAUCUGCUCCUGUAAAGCAACCAGAAAAUGAACCGUAAGAAUAAUGUCCCGUUCAAUCCUGCGACAGUAGCGAAAGCAGCAGCUCCGGUAUACAAUCAACAGCAGCCUGGGAGAGUACCCGAAGGUUUCAGAGAAGCCAUGAUACACAUCUCAGUGAGGCCACCAGAUAACUCGGACAUCAAGAAAUCUGACAUGGCUGCUAGGACAGCACCAGCAACGAAAAGAGCAGUACAACCUUCUGUGCCUAAAUGGAAGUCAUCAUUUAAGCCAGUAGAAGAAGAUGAGAACUCACAAGACAACAGCACUAACUGUCCAGAAAGGGUUGUGCUUUAUGAUCCUUACGAUCCUGCCUCUUCAGACUCUGAGCCUGAGAGGCCACACAGCCAAGACCGCAGACACUCCCUACCCAAUCAGGAUACCAACCUGGGACGCCAGCAUUUGUCUCCAGGAAGAGGUGGCCGUGAAAAAAGCCGUUGGGACGUACCCUACUCGGAGCCAGUGAGCCGUCCCCUUGACAGGCGUAACUUAAGCCCUGAAAGCAGACCCACAGUAAAUCGUGGUCUCAGUCCAGGUCAUAGGCUCUGUGAACGGCAAGCUUAUAGCCCAGACACUGAACCACUGGUCCCAUCGGGUUUUGGCUCCGUAAGUAGACCCCUGGACCACAGGGUUGGCCAAAGCUUUUCUGCAUCUUAUGGAGCACAGAUGAGCAAUGGAGAGGAAAGGAUAACGAUUCCAGAAUACAGAAGAGAGAUGACCACUACAGAUAGAUUAUCUCCAUCCAGAUUACAACGAGACUAUCAAGAUGGGUUGGGAUAUGUGAAAGCAGGACUGGACAAGAUCACACCUUCCACUGAGGUGACAGGAAACAGGAGAAGAAAUUUAAUAAUGGACAGGUGCCCCAUCACCUGUGAACUUUGUGACAUUGAAUUAGCCAACAGUCAGGAGCUGCAGCAUCACUUGGAGAGCAAGACUCACUGGGACACCUUGGAGCACAUUCAGCAGAAGAAUAACUAUGAUGAUUUGACUGUAGCCUUCCUACAGGAAUUCAUGCUGUAUAAAAGCUAUCAGUGUAGCCGAGCCAUAGAGGAUAGCGUACUUCAAGCUCUCCAGGAAAAUGACCACAUGACAAAGAUUCAAAUUUUCCACUGUGCAGCUUGCAACAUCUUCCUUUCCACGUCUGCAUCCUCAGUGCAUACUCAUAUUACCUCUCAGGAACACCUCAUCAACACAAAGGAGUUUGAAGUGCAGCAGAGACGUGCUUGCCUUGACAAAGCAGAAACCAUGAUGAAAGGGCUGAAACCUCAAUUUGAACAUUUCCUGAAGGGUGGCAGACCAUUUGAGUGACAGGAAUCACUGAAAUUCUCCGAAACACUGUUUACAGUGAGAUGUUAUUUGCUUCAGAUGAAGAACUAUGGACUUAAAAACAGCUCACUUCAAUCCAAAAUACUGCUAGAGAGCAUGCUGUUAUGUACCAUUCAGGAUCUGUCUGAAUAAAUGGAAGCAUCUUGAGUCA
Messenger RNA from Scatophagus argus, 1624 nucleotides. RefSeq lists its product as uncharacterized. Gene Ontology annotation, molecular function: DNA binding; zinc ion binding. Bases 139 to 1455 code for a protein of 438 amino acids. The transcript has 11 exons. Lineage: Eukaryota; Metazoa; Chordata; Actinopteri; Scatophagidae. The record is from RefSeq and is a predicted model, not a curated record. Gene Ontology annotation, cellular component: nucleus.